Molecule: messenger RNA, 660 nt
Organism: Eimeria mitis
Lineage: Eukaryota; Apicomplexa; Conoidasida; Eucoccidiorida; Eimeriidae
Exons: 3
Coding region: 1-660 (219 amino acids)
Source: RefSeq, a predicted model, not a curated record
AUGGGGGGCCCCCCUCUCCCGCAUCUAUUUGGGGUGUAUGGUGAGCUCGCAGAAGAAGAAGAAGCUGCGUAUACACCUGAAUACAAAGACAGAAACAAAAACAAAAAAAAAGAAAAAGAAAAAGAAACAAAAAGACAAGACCCAUGGAGCGGAGACGAAACUGAAGAGGAACCCUUUUUUGCUCUGCAGCAGCAGCUGCAGCAGCAUCUGGAGCGGCGGCAGCAGCAGCAGCAGCAGCAACAGCAGCAGCAGCAGCAGCAGCAGCAGCAGCAGCAGCAGCAGCAAGGUUUGUCUUGCGGCUCUUUGGAGGCAUUCUGCUCUCCUGCUGUUCCUCCCGUUUGGCGAAACCGGCUAUCGCAGUUGAAGCAGCAGCAGCAGCAGCAGCAACAGCAGCAGCAGCAACAGCAGCAGCAGCAGCAGCAGAAGCAGCACCAGGGUUCGCAGCAGCAGCGGCUGUUGCAGCUGCAGCAGACUGCUGCUGAAGUUGAGGCGUCGCUGGUCAGAGCAGCGCAGCAGCGGGAGCGCAACCGCAGAGCAGCAGCAGCAGCAGCAGCAGCAGCAGCAACAGCAGCAGCAGCAGCAGCAGCAACAGACAGCAGCAAACAAGGAGACACAGAACGUGCUGCUGCGUCUUCAUGCUUUACAUUUUUGUUUUGUUGA